Lytechinus variegatus (green sea urchin) is the source of this 2537-nucleotide messenger RNA. Its product is annotated as vacuolar protein-sorting-associated protein 25-like. The record is from RefSeq and is a predicted model, not a curated record. Gene Ontology annotation, cellular component: ESCRT II complex. The coding region runs from base 15 to 542 and encodes 175 amino acids. Gene Ontology annotation, biological process: protein transport to vacuole involved in ubiquitin-dependent protein catabolic process via the multivesicular body sorting pathway. Gene Ontology annotation, molecular function: structural molecule activity; protein homodimerization activity. The transcript is spliced from 6 exons. NCBI's taxonomy places the organism in Eukaryota, Metazoa, Echinodermata, Echinoidea, Temnopleuroida, Toxopneustidae.
GGCCUUGACUUACAAUGGGGAACUUUGAGUGGCCAUGGCAGUAUGAAUUUCCACCGUUUUUCUCAAUACAACCAAAUUUGGAAACAAGGAAAAAACAACUACAAGCUUGGUGUGAUCUAUUUUUAGCAUUUCAUAAAUACCACAGAAUAUACACAGUAGAUCUGAAAGAAGCGGCAAGCAGUGAAUUAUUCAACAAUACAAAGCUAAACCGUAAAUUGUCAGGAGAAGGAAUAUUAUUAGUCUUGGAAGAGCUUAGGCAAAAGGGAAACAUUGAAUGGACAGACAAAGCAAAAACAAGAUGCCUUGUAAUGUGGAGGACACCUGAAGAAUGGGGAAAUCUCAUUUAUAAAUGGGCAAGUAAUAAUGGAAUGAACAACUCAGUGUGUACUCUUUAUGAAAUAGCACAAGGAGAAGAUACUAGGGAUGAAGAGUUCUAUGGACUAGAAGAUUGGCUGCUGAAAAGAUCAUUGAAAUGUCUGGAAAGACAAAGGAAAGCAGAACUUAUGUCUUUUGAUGGGAACGAAGGGGUUAAAUUUUUUUAGCACUGAUAUUUAUAGAUAAAUGAAAGUAGUUGCAUUAAACAUAGUUUCAUGAGAAAGUCUGUAAAAUAAAUAAAGAUGACUUGUUGCUAUAUCAAUAUGGAUCGAGAUCUGGAAAAUCAAUUACUUACUUUCCUGCUUGGGAAUAUGAAUUCUCCAACAACAAUCUGCAAAGCAAAAUAAUAUUGGAUGAAAACGUUCAGCACUAGACCAUAUAUUUGUGGCUUUUGUUUCCGGUUGAUGUUAUUUUCCUAUGGUUGCAAUGCAAGCCAAAAUAAUCAAAAUCAGAAUGCAGAUACAUAUAACAAGCUUCAUCAUAUGAUAGUGAUAAAUAUAUCAUUAAGAACUUGAAAUACUUUCAAUAUUAUUUACUUGGAAGAUUCUUUGAGAAAUGUUUUUAAUCUAUAAUCUGGAGAUCUUAGAAAAUAAUUGUCAUCUUUUUUAUGUAUGUAAACUCAAACUUGCUCUUAUGACAUGAGAGAAUUUAGGCAGAUGAUGAAUGUAAUAAAACCUGUUUAUUUUUUAAGCUUCUGAAUGUGAGGUGAUUUCAACGAAAAAUAUUUACUGAUAGUGUUAAUUAGUGAAAAUGCAUAGAAUUUGCAUUAUUGUAUUGACUUCUUUUCAUGGAUAUAUAGUAAUUCUGGCUUCCGAUAUUGUUUUUCAAGUUCUUGCAUGCUCUUGCAAGACAGUAGGGUAUUUAUUUGUUUUAUUAUGCAAAUUUCAGUUUAUUGUUAGUUUGGUAGCUAGCUCUUCAUAUUUUGCUGAUUUCUUUUUUAUAUCCCAUUUUCUAAACUGAGAUACAGUUUAAUUGGGCCCAUUUUAUGGUUCUUGUUCUAUCAUGUGGAGAAAUUGAUAAUAUUGUGAACAUAUCAUUUAGGGCUUCCUAAAAUCAUAACCUUUGUAAAAUUUUAAGGAUCUGUUUCAUGAAAGUUUUCAGCUGUGACAAUUUCACUUAAAUAUUGUGUUUUGAUUCAAUCAGAAGCAGUGAUCUCUAAUUUUGAUUGUAGUAUUUAACUUUUUGGUACUGAAACCUUUCAUGAAUAAUUUGAGAUUCUUGGAUACAGAAAGACGUUUCAAGAUAAAUUAAUUUGUAGUAAACACUGAUGUCAUGAGAAAGUCUGUAACACCAAGAUUGAUUGUCACUAUAUAUAUCAUCUAGAUCUGGUACUUCAUAUGAACAGAUUUUUGAGAAAGUUUGAAGUCUAAACUAAACAAGAACAGCAUUAAAGUUCACCAACACAGAUUUUCACAGGAACAAAAAAUUGACUGGAAUGUCAUGAUUACUUUGCUAAUUUCCCAGCAAUUAUAUUUCUUCUAAAAUCCUUUGGCUUUGGCACCUAUUUUUAUUUAUAAAUACAGACUCUUAGGUGGUCCUUUAUUUGGAUUCUUUACAAACUCAUUUGUAGUUGUUGUUGCCCCAAUUGACAUUUGACUUCAAUGUUUAGCUUUUUGGCAAUCCUUAUUUGUUUACUGUCUCUUUAUUGAAAAAUGAAAGAAAUGAAUGUUGUCUGUUUAUCACUGUUUUGUAAAGUUAUGCAAACUUGAAAACACAUUUUCUUAUUUUACAUUCUAAUUUGAUUACAAAUUAGUGUUGUACUUUUAUGUUGCUGCUUUCCCUGUUUUGUUCAAAUCAACAUGUUGGGGGUCGACCUUUCAAAAGAAUAGACACUCUCCUUAUCAGUAGAAGUGAUAUUGAAUUAGUGCCCUCUCAUGUCUACCAUGUCCAAAGGGUAGGGAGAGUGUUUUAUAAAGAGUUUGCUCCUUAUUCCAGGGCAAGUUGGAGGAGCAAUUUUGUAGAAAAAUAAAAUCAUUUUGUACUAAUUUCCAUUCUAGUAGCAUUGAAUGGUCUGUAACUGAUCAUGCAUUUGUGUUUAAAACAUAAAAAUACCUGACUUUUGCUAUGUUGAAUAUUUUGUGUAUUAUAAGCCUAUAUUAAUAAAUGUACAUAUUAUUUUAGAACGACUCAAAAGCAGGUUUCAUUUUGCCUUUAUACAAUAA